AUGAAUAAAUCAUUGGAACAAGUGUCAUUCAAGGAUGUCUGUGUGGACUUCACCCAGGAAGAAUGGUAUCUGCUGGACCCAGCUCAAAAGAUACUCUACAGAGAUGUGAUCCUGGAAAAUUACAGCAACAUUGUCUCAGUAGGGCAUUGUGGUACUAAGCCAGAGGUGAUCUUCAAGAUAGAGCAAGGAGAAGAGCCCUGGGUAUUAGGGGAGGGAUUCUCAAGCCUGCAGCACCCAGAAAGAAACUGGAAAGCUGAUGACCUGAUAGAGAGAAGCCAGGAAAAGCAAGAUGAACAUUUUUGGCAACUUAUAUUCACCAACAAUAAAACAUUCAGUAAAGAGAAUAGUAAUAGAACAGUAAAAACUUUUAACCUGAGUACAGACCCUGUUCCUUCAAGAAACAGUACUUACAGAAUAUGUGACUCAUGUGAAAUGAGUUUGAAAAAUUUUUCAGGUCUAAUUGUUAGUAAAAAAAGUUCUUCAGGAAAGAAACCUGAUGAGUUUAAUGUAUGUGAGAAAUUGUUCCUAGAUAUUACACGUAAGAAAAUUCCUGCUGGAGAGAAAUCUUGUAAUCAAAAAAGGAAUACCUACAGUCAAAGCAAUGAUCUUACCCAACCAAUUUUUGACCAAUCUUUUGAGUAUAAAGAAAAUGAGAAAGAUUUCCAUGAGGAGGUAGCUUUUACAAAUAAGAGAGCUCAGAUUGGAGAGACACUCUCUAAGUAUAAUGAAUGUGGGAAAGCCUUCAUCCAAAGUUUAAAACUCAAUAUAUCUCAGAGAACUCAUUUGGAAGUGGAGCCAUAUGAAUGUAGUUUUUGUGGGAAGCUCUUCUAUAUGGAUUUAAAAUUUGGACAUCAGAGAGCACUUACAGAGGUGAGUCCUUAUGAGUAUAAUAAUUAUGGGGAAAUCUUGUGUGACAAUUCAACUUUCAUUAUUCAUCAUGGAGCUUAUUACACAAGAAAGAUUCACCAUGAAUAUAAAAUAAAUGACAAAAAUUGGGAGAAGUCAACCUUCUUUAAACAUCAGAUAAUACAAUUGGAGGGAAAAUCCUAUGAAUACAAUAAAAAUGUGAAUAAUUUCAGCAAGAAAUCACAUCUUAUGCAAAUUCGAAGAGCUCACUCAAGAGAAAAAACCUUCGAAUGUGGCGAAUGUGGGAAAACAUUCUGGGAGAAGUCUAAUCUCACUCAGCAUCAGAGAACACAUACAGGAGAGAAACCCUAUGAAUGUACUGAAUGUGGAAAAUCAUUUUGCCAGAAGCCACAUCUUACCAACCAUCAGCGAACCCAUACAGGAGAAAAGCCCUAUGAAUGUAAGCAAUGUGGCAAAACAUUCUGUGUGAAGUCAAACCUUACUGAACAUCAAAGAACACAUACAGGGGAGAAACCCUAUGAAUGUAAUGCAUGUGGGAAAUCCUUCUGCCACAGGUCAGCUCUAACUGUACACCAGAGAACACAUACAGGUGAAAAGCCCUUUAUAUGUAAUGACUGUGGGAAAUCUUUUUGUGUAAAGUCAAACCUUAUUGUACAUCAAAGAACUCACACAGGGGAGAAACCCUAUAAAUGUAAUGAGUGUGGGAAAACCUUCUGUGAAAAAUCAGCUCUCACGAAACAUCAAAGAACCCACACAGGGGAGAAACCCUAUGAGUGUAAUGAGUGUGGGAAAACCUUUAGCCAGAGGUCAGUACUAACUAAACAUCAGAGAAUUCACACCAGGAUGAAAGCUGUCUCUAUGUCCUGAAUGUCCACUGUCAGAUUUGUUUUAUGGUUUACAAAAUGACAUUAGAGAAACCCAAAGAAUGGCACAGAUUACUAAGAAAUGA
Messenger RNA from Chrysochloris asiatica (Cape golden mole), 1816 nucleotides. It is a transcript of the gene ZNF248, whose product is annotated as zinc finger protein 248. The record is from RefSeq and is a predicted model, not a curated record. Gene Ontology annotation, molecular function: RNA polymerase II transcription regulatory region sequence-specific DNA binding; DNA-binding transcription factor activity, RNA polymerase II-specific. Gene Ontology annotation, biological process: regulation of transcription by RNA polymerase II. Lineage: Eukaryota; Metazoa; Chordata; Mammalia; Afrosoricida; Chrysochloridae. Gene Ontology annotation, cellular component: nucleus. Bases 1 to 1734 code for a protein of 577 amino acids. The transcript has 5 exons.